This is a messenger RNA of Phialemonium atrogriseum, 1857 nucleotides long. Its product is annotated as putative exopolygalacturonase protein. Lineage: Eukaryota; Fungi; Ascomycota; Sordariomycetes; Cephalothecales; Cephalothecaceae. Gene Ontology annotation, biological process: carbohydrate metabolic process. Gene Ontology annotation, molecular function: polygalacturonase activity. The record is from RefSeq and is a predicted model, not a curated record. The transcript has 5 exons. Bases 498 to 1823 code for a protein of 441 amino acids.
GUUUGUUUGUCUGUUGGAGAAUGGGGUAUUCCCACAAGCGGGAAGGUAGGUUCCAUGUGGAUUAGGUUGGGGAGGUUGGGUACUCCGCACCUAUCCAACGAGGGAACCUGCCACUAAGCAGGUAUCCCCAUUCCCCAUGCUCCACAAGAGUUCGAACUGCCAAGGGACCACCAUGUUCAGGGCAGGCAUCCAGGGUAGGAACACUAGCGACCAAGACUGUACACUAGACGACCGUCUCCUCGCCGAGCUCCUCACUGACGGAAAAAUUCGUCUCCAUGGCGCCAACCCGUCGAUAGUCUAGGUACACUACCUGCAUCGUCUCCGCAGACACGCCCCAACUACAUGGGUAGGGAGGCUGGUGAUGACGAUGUUGAGCGAGGAUGAGAGCCUCAGAGAUGUGUCUCGCCCAUGCCUUUAAUACGACCAUGGCAGCCGCCCCAGAGACGUGGCCAUGAGGUGAGGAACUGCACACCUGUAAACACCUACCUCCAUUUGCCAUGUUCCAACCCUCGAGUGCUCUCGCCGUCGCCUGUCUGGCCGCAGCGGCCAAUGCGGUCAUCAGCCCCUUCAAGGGUCUGCCGGUCAUCGAGCGUCCCGAAGUCAAGGCGUGGCCUCUCAGUCCUGGAAAGCCACACGCCGUGUCGCCCCCCCGGGAUCCCAACAGGUACUGCUUCGUCAGGCCGAGCUGCAAAGCCGGCAACGACGACGCGCCCAAGAUCCUGAGGGCAUUCCACGAGUGCAACAAUGGCGGCACCGUGGUCCUCGACGCCACCUACACCAUCGCGUCUCCUCUCGACUUGACCUUCCUGGACAGCGUCGACAUGGUUAUCUCGGGCACCAUCAACUUCAGCAGCGACGUGAACUACUGGGUCGAGCACACUUUCAAGUAUCCCUUCCAGGACUCCUCGUCCAUGUGGAGGAUCGGCGGCAGGGACGUCAACAUCUACGGCGGCGGGGUCGGCCUGAUCAACGGGAACGGCCAGAACUGGUAUGACGCCUUUGCCAAGAACCCGACCCUGCUGAGGCCCAUUCUCCUUGUUCUGGAUGGCCUUCACGGCGGCUCCGUGUCUGGUCUGCGCAUGGUCAACUCGCCAAACUGGUUCAACAUCAUUGCGAACAGCACAGAUAUCAUCGUCAGUGAUCUCGAUAUCAACGUCAAGAGCACAAGCUCCAAUCCAGCCAAGAACACGGACGGAUGGGACACGUACCGGUCCGACUCGGUGGUGAUCCAGAACUCCGUCGUCCACAACGGCGACGACUGCGUGUCCUUCAAGCCCAACAGCACCAACGUCGUGAUCCAGGGGCUCCAGUGCUUCGGCUCGCACGGCAUCUCAGUCGGGUCUCUGGGCCAGUACAUCGACUCGUUCGACAUCGUGGAGAACUUGUACAUCUACAACAUCUCCAUGUCCGACGCCUCGGACGGCGCGCGCAUCAAGGUCUGGCCGGGCAUCGACUCCGACUUCCAGCCGGGCCUCUCGGGCGGCGGCGGCUCCGGCUACGUCCGUAACGUCACCUACGACGGCAUGAAAAACACCAACAACGAGUGGGCCAUCGAGCUCACCCAGUGCUACGGCCAGAAGAACCAGACCCUGUGCAACAUGUAUCCGGCGAACUUGACCAUCUCGGACAUCACGUUCAAGAACUUCUGGGGAACCGCGUCGAAGAAGCACGACCCCAAGGUCGGGACCCUGGUCUGCAGCAGCCCGGAUAGAUGCUGGGACAUCCGAGCCCAGAACAUCACCGUCACUCCUCCCAGCGGCAAGACGGCUCAGUGGGAGUGCAUCAACAUGGACAAGUCGCAGCUUGAUAUCAACUGUGUGUAAAGCCACAAAAGAACAGACCCAACCGGGGAGAAAG